Messenger RNA from Tilletiopsis washingtonensis, 1572 nucleotides. RefSeq lists its product as hypothetical. The transcript is spliced from 3 exons. The record is from RefSeq and is a predicted model, not a curated record. Bases 390 to 1451 code for a protein of 353 amino acids. Lineage: Eukaryota; Fungi; Basidiomycota; Exobasidiomycetes; Entylomatales.
AGAUCCAGUACCCCUACGACCUGGGCGCCUGGCGCAACCUGCAGGCGGCGCUGGGCCGCAACCCGCUGCUCUGGUGCUGGCCCGCCACGACGCCCGGCGACGGCCUGCACUACCCGCUGCGCGAGGGUGCAGGUGAGUUUGGCGGCAGCGCGGCAGAUCGCGAGUGGGAGGAGCACGGCUGGCAGUGGGACGUGCGACACCUCGAGACGAUGCGCAGGUGGGCAGAGAGCAGCACCGCGCCGACCGCGCAGGAGAAUGAGGAGUGGGGCGAGGGCAGCGCUCGCCCACGCCGUCUCGGCAUCGGCGGCAGUGCCUGGGAUGCAUUGACGCGGGUGCAGGGUUCCAGGCGCAAGCACUCGGAGGAGCUGCAGCGUCUGGUAUGAGCCGGCAUGUGUAUGACUCUGGUCUGGAGGGCCGCCGCGCGCGGCGUGCCGCUCUCUAAGGGCACGCUCGGCGACUACCGUGAUGCAUUCGCCUGGCCGCCACGCGAUCCCACCAAGCAGAAGCGCAUGAAGGCACACGAGCCGGGCACUGCCUUCCAGCUCGCAGAGAAGAGCCCCUUCACCUAUGGCGAUAGCCUCAACCCUGCCCUUCGUCCGACGAAUGGCCUACGGCGGCGUGCCACGGGUGCUGGCAACGGCGAAGAGAAUGCCUCUCAGCGCAACACGUUCGCUGCAAACCCAGACGAGGAUCCGAUGGUGCACGACGCCGCUCCGCCCUGGCAUCCCGCCUCGCACUCGGCGUCGCACGACUCAGACGUGCCGAUCGACACAGAUGCCGAGGCUGCGGGCCUGACUGAGCCAGGAUGCAUUCCUCCGACGGCUCGCAGCCGGCCCAAGGAGACCUUCGCCACGCUCUGGGCCAACUCUUCCGGCUCGUCGAUCGGCUCUGAGGGCGGCUCUGAGGGCGGCUCGAGCCAAGGCGGCGCCGUCUCCCGAGUGCGCCGCGGCAGCGAGGGCUACGAGGUGCGGCCGAAGCGCUUCGACAUCGCCUUUGCCCGCGACGAGGACGAGUGGCCGACCGGUGCCGACGGCGGCGGCGUCGGCUACCUCGAGGACGAGGAGGGCGAGUACAGCGACUACAACGAGCACGGCGAGCAGGUCUUGACCGGCGGCUCGCGCGGCGACGACGCCGAGAGCGACGACGACUGGGGCUCGCGGCCCGGCAGCGAGGACGAGGGCGACUGGGCGGCGCGCGACAAGCGCGAGGAGGAGAUCCGGCGGCGGCUCUUCAAGGAAGGCAGUCCGGCCGAACGCACCGCCUACGACCCGCCGCCAGACUGGCGGCCUGCAGAGGGCGACAGCGCUAGCGCCGGCAGCCUCACGGCCUCAGCAGUCCAAGACGCGCGGCCCAUGCUUCCCUCCGAGAUCAUGCGCCGCCGCGUCGAGUGGCAUGCGCAUCUCAGCGCUCAACUCGCGACAGGCGCUCCCGGCGACGGGCCGCCGCGGUAGCCUCGGCCUCGGGCAGCGUUGGGUCUGCACCAGGCACGGCGGCGGUACAGACGGAAGUGCCCGGGCCAUCACUUCCUGGACGCGCUAGGGCUAGGUGACACGAAUACUUAUUGCUUAUUAG